Messenger RNA from Penicillium verhagenii, 1518 nucleotides. RefSeq lists its product as uncharacterized. The record is from RefSeq and is a predicted model, not a curated record. Bases 1 to 1518 code for a protein of 505 amino acids. Lineage: Eukaryota; Fungi; Ascomycota; Eurotiomycetes; Eurotiales; Aspergillaceae. The transcript has a single exon.
AUGGAGCGCAAGCUCUCCCAAAAGGCUGCACAGAUGCGCCAGCGUUUGUUUACUCGUCACAACCACUCCCGAGGCCGCGCGGCAACAAUGAUCACAGAUGCCCCAAGGCCUGUAUCCAGCGCAUCCAGCACUCGCUCCCGCUCAGCCACGACGCCCAUCCCAGCGCACCCAGCCAGACCAGACUCAGAUAGCACCGACACCGAGCCAACUCGCUUCUACCACUUCACCGACGUGCCAGGCUACUUCCGCCCCGCAACACCAUACAUCGACAGACAAGAUAUCGACGAGGAUCUCGUCGACAACGUGAAACACGCCUGCAGCCUCCUAGUCGAGAGCAUCGAGCGCGGCCUCCCCAUCUGGCCAUCCUUCCACACCGUUGAAAAGCCGCUGCAAAAAGACGGCUCCUUCAAAGCCCUCCCCCAGGAACAACGCCCCAUCUACCAAGGCGUCAUGGCCCAGCUAUCCCUCUCGCCCGUCGAAGUCAACCACCACCUCCCAUUCUACACCGAAACCUGGGACGGAACCACCCCCGACUCCCCACCCACUCCACCAAACGCCUACCAGACUUCCUCCUGUGCCAUGAGUCCCUCAGCAGGCACGGGCCGCUUCUACGGCACGCAAAGCAACCGCCGCUCAUCAAGAACGCACGCAGACGACGACGUCUUCCAAAUCAAGUGGAUCCGCCCAGCAUCGUACCAGGAAAAAAAUCCGCACCUUACCAGAGGCCGUGGCCGUGGCCGCGGCCACAGCUCCGCAACAUACGAGACUACAUCCGCCCACUCAAGAUCCUACUCCCGGCCCCGCUCGCGCUCGCGCUCCCGUUCCCGCUCCUCAAGCCCCGGCUUCUUCCCCUACAGUCCACCGCAGUUCGAAGGAACCUGUCGCUGGGACAGGGAUACUGCGCAGAUCGUCGAGUCGCCCGAUGACCGUAACGAGGCAUCCUACUUCCCCGCGCCGGGCGAUCACUGGGACCGCGAGGCUGUCGAAAUCAUGCGCUCCUUCAAUGAAGGCUGGGAGCCUAGUGGGACCCGCAUAGCGCUGCAUGUUCCUAAGACCUCGGCGCCGAAUACGGCUGUGCCUUUGACGGCUGGUGGUGCGCCUGUUCCUGUUCCUGGUCCUGGUCCUGCUCAGCGUCGCUUCUACAGCGCCAGUGGAAGGCCGACGACGUGCGCGGUCGUAAGACGACCUGAGGAUAGCAAGACUCGUGACUGGGAUGCGUUCGAGGUCCAGGGGAAGCGGGAUUCGGCGCUGUAUCGCAGUUUGUCCAUGAGUAAUGUUUCGAGUGAGGAGGAGAAGGGGCCUCGGGGAUUUUCUUAUCCUGUUUGCGCUGAUCAGAAUGGGAAUUCGCUUGAUUCUAAGUCUUUUCGGCGGGGUGAGAUGCCGUUUUAUGAUGUUGGGGCUCAGAUUGAGAAUGAGGGUCCUGGGCGGCAUCGGAGGAAACGAGCUUCGGAGUUGCUGAAGAAGUUGACUGGGUUGGGGAUGCGGCGGAAGGAGACUGGUGGACUUGCUGUUGAUUGA